GUUGUCUCCCAUUCCUUGACUAUUUCCUUUUCCGGUAGUUUUCCAACAACAAAACAGGAUGGGGGCCAUACGACCUCUAAACAAGGACAGAAAGGUUCUGAAAAGAACCAAGAAAUUCAUUCGUCAUCAGUCAGACCGUUAUGCUAAAGUUAAGUCAAAUUGGCGUAAACCACGAGGUAUUGAUAACCGUGUGAGGCGUCGCUUCAAGGGACAGUACAAGAUGCCAAAUAUUGGUUAUGGUACCAACAAAAAACACAGAAACAUCAUGCCUGAUGGCUUCAAGAAGUUCCUUGUACACAAUGUUGCUGAGCUGGAAGUCUUGCUUAUGCAGAACCGAACAUUUGCUGCAGAGAUUGCACAUAGUGUGUCCAGCAAGAAGCGUAAGGGCAUUGUAGAGCGUGCACAGCAGCUGGCUAUCAAAGUGACAAACCCCAAUGCCAGAUUACGGUCUGAAGAUGAUGAGUAGAUGCCUGUUUCUGUGUACACUGAAGAAAAUAAAGAGAAAAACAACA
Molecule: messenger RNA, 512 nt
Organism: Dreissena polymorpha
Lineage: Eukaryota; Metazoa; Mollusca; Bivalvia; Myida; Dreissenidae
Product: 60S ribosomal protein L32-like
Exons: 4
Coding region: 59-466 (135 amino acids)
Biological process (GO): translation
Cellular component (GO): ribosome; cytosolic large ribosomal subunit
Molecular function (GO): structural constituent of ribosome
Source: RefSeq, a predicted model, not a curated record